AUGGAUACUCAAGACUUAACACCAUCCACUUUUAUAACCAAAAAACGUGACCCUAAGUUCUCUCCAGUUUGGUCUUACUUCACUCCUUGUGCAAAAAAGCAGGCGGUCACUAUAGUGGUGCUUGUAACUUUUGUGAAUUUAAAAUUUCAACCGCAAGUGUUUCAAGUCUUGAAGAAUAUUUGGCUAAU
This is a messenger RNA of Funneliformis geosporum, 188 nucleotides long. Lineage: Eukaryota; Fungi; Glomeromycota; Glomeromycetes; Glomerales; Glomeraceae. The record is from the annotation of a GenBank genome assembly.